CCUGAGGAGAGGGAUCCGGCUAAUGAGGCUGGGGGUUAUGGAGUCCUGUUUUAAGAGAGCUGCAGAGAGAGCUGUCUGUGUGUGAAGAUGUGGUCUCUACAGCUUUUUCUCUUCAGCUUCCUGCUCGCAUUUUUCAGGCUUAGUGACACUCGAUUCCUCAGUGUGAGAAGGUCAGCACAGCGGGGGAUCAAGGAGCACAAGUCUGCAGAGGUGGAAGCUGAGUUUGGAGCAGAACCUGAGAGGGGGAACUCCAGGGUUUCUGCACAACAAGUUGACCAGGUCCUUCAGAGGAGGAUGUGGCCUGAGUUUGAACCGCUUUCCUGGAAGUUUCCAGAAGAUCCAGGGGAGCUGGAAAACAAAAGGCCUCCCAUUGGGACUGAACCUCCGUUGCUGAAGAUGAAAGAAAGAGUAGCUGUGAGGUGUGGGGAGAGUAGGAUCCAAGUGGAGGUGAGCCAGGACCUGCUGGGUCGCGGCAGGAGGAUCAAACCAGAGGAGCUCACACUCGGUGGUUGUUCAGCCACAGAGAUCGAUGACUCCUCUCAUGUGUUGGCGUUUGAGAGUGAACUGCACGGCUGUGGAAGCAAACUAGUGGUAAGAGGUUAAAAUGAAAUUUUGGGAGCAAAUAAAAGUCAAUCAGAUUGAUUUAAGAAAUGUUUCUUUUUUAUGCAGAUGACCGAUAAAGCCUUCAUUUACGCCUUCAUGCUGGUCUACAAACCCAGAGCAUUGGGCAGAGGAGGCAUCGUCAGGAGUCAGAGUGCUGUCAUUGGUGUGGAGUGUCAUUAUCCAAGAUGAACCAAAACCUGGACACCUAUUGGGCAAUAAGAAAAAAAAACAGAUUUAAGUGUUAUAUGAAAUUAAAAUAAAAGUUUUUACAUUCUAA
Molecule: messenger RNA, 880 nt
Organism: Xyrichtys novacula (pearly razorfish)
Lineage: Eukaryota; Metazoa; Chordata; Actinopteri; Labriformes; Labridae
Source: the annotation of a GenBank genome assembly